AUGGUGCGCAGUGGUCACUACAAGCCAGAGUCCUUUCCCAAGAUCCUGGGCGGCGACGUGGCGGGAGUUGUGGAGGAGGGCGACGAGGGCGGCAAGUUCAAGCCAGGUGACAAGGUGUUUGCACUCCACCCUGGGUACUUCAACGCCACCCCUGCGGGCACAUAUGCUGAAUACGUUGUAGCAGAGGCCGACUGGCUGGCGAAGGUGCCCGACAACCUGCCACUGGAGAAGGCGGCGGGCGUCCCGCUCGUUGCGCUGACUGGCUGGCAGGCUCUACAGCAGGCCAACCCCAAGGCGGGGCAGCGUGUGCUGGUGACGGCGGCUGCCGGCGGCGUGGGGCACAUCACGGUGCAGCUGGCUAAGGUUCUGGGGCUGUUUGUGGUGGGUAUCGCCGGCCCCAACAACAUCGACUUUGUCAAGAGCCUGGGCGCAGAUGAGGUGGUCGACUACACCACCCAGGAUAUUGCUGAUCUAUACAGCGCUCCUGACAAGCAGUUUGACAUCGCCAUCGACACCAUGGGCACACGCAGCGAGCUGCUGCAAAAGUUGCUCUCUGUCACCAAGCCCACCGGCCACUACUCCCACAUCCUAAACGGCGGCACUGACAACGUCGCACUCGAUGCGGCUAAGGCGGCGCACAAGGCCAGCAAGGGGCCGGCCGUUGGCAAUACUCUGGUGCAGCCAAACGGUGCACAGCUGCAGGAGAUUGCCAACCUGAUUGCUGCUGGUAAGGUGAAGCUGGAAGUGGCCCUCAGCCUGCCACUGGCGGAGGUUGCCGAGGCGCACGACCAGGUUGCGACCGGGCACACGCGCGGCAAGGUGGUCCUGACGGUGUGA
Monoraphidium neglectum is the source of this 837-nucleotide messenger RNA. Its product is annotated as putative Quinone-oxidoreductase. Gene Ontology annotation, molecular function: oxidoreductase activity; zinc ion binding. The transcript has 9 exons. Bases 1 to 837 code for a protein of 278 amino acids. NCBI's taxonomy places the organism in Eukaryota, Viridiplantae, Chlorophyta, Chlorophyceae, Sphaeropleales, Selenastraceae. The record is from RefSeq and is a predicted model, not a curated record.